AUGUCCAUCUAUCCACCUACUCGCCAUCCUACAAAUGCUCUGAAUGGUAUCGGCGACAUGAGCGAUGGUGCAGGAACCAUCGAUCCUGCAGCUUUGAACGCUAGUGGUAUGUCCUUUUCUAUUGGUUUCCUCAACCUGACCACUGGGGACACCUCCAUGCGUGGAUUGAUACAGUCAUCGGCCGACUCGGGCCCGCGUGGUAUCAAACGAAGCAGAUCUCCCGAACAAUAUGGUGAAUAUCAUCCAGGCGAUGAUGACGGCCCGCGCAAACGUGGUCGACCAUCGAAAACACCUCGAACGUCUGGAGACUAUACUGGAAAUGCCGAUGCUCUCCCAACGCCCGCCAGUCAGACCUCACCAGAGCUGACCCAGACACCUAGACAUCAAGGCGGCCCACAACCUCCAGCCUCCACGCCAGUGCAAGCAUCACCGCCGCGAACCCUUCCCAAGUCGACCAUCAAAGCGCUGCCUACGGUUAGGGACCAUACCAGCGACGUGCUGCAACCUGAAGGAGACGAAUACGUGCCGCGCGAAUUUGACGAUGCAGGCGAGAAAAAGGUGGACCAUUUGGGCUACCUGCAAGGGGGGCGGGAGUACAAGAUCAGGACAUUUACCCUUCCCGGGAGAGGACAAAAGCUGUUUAUGUUGGCAACCGAAUGCGCGCGCCAGCUUCAGUAUCGAGACUCAUAUCUCCUUUUCAACAAAAACCGGUCCCUCUUCAAGAUCAUUGCUAGUGUCAAGGAGAAGGAAGAGCUUGUCAACCGCGAAAUCCUGCCUUAUUCGUACAGGUCGCGCCAGAUCGCCGUUGUAACCGCGCGUUCAAUGUUUCGACAAUUCGGCAGUCGCGUCAUCAAAGACGGUCGAAGAGUUCGAGACGAUUACUGGGAAGCCAAAGCUAUCAAGCAAGGAUUUACUGAACAGGAUGCUGCUGGUGAGAAGCGACCUGGAGCGGCGAGAGCUAGGGAGGCCGCAGCCCAGGACCAGCUCAAUGCUCGCGCGACCGCCGCUGCGGCCUAUGGUGACAUUGUUUACAGUAAUGGCCCCGGCUAUGGUGCCGUGCAACCGCCAGCUCUUCAUUCAGGGAUCGCAUCAACCAUGGCGCAAUUGGCUUCAUUCGACCCUGCCUACGAGUCUCGGUACAAGGAUAUCGUGCGACCGAGGCAUGAAAUCACAGGCCCGCCAUACCAAGAUCUGACGCGAUCAACUUCCGAUGCGGAAUUGGCCAGUCAAGCCAGUCAUGCGGCCGAGUACAGCAAGACCAUCAAUCAACAAAAUCGAUAUAGGCGCGGGCUUGUCGAAGACUACUGGCGCAGACCGCAUGAACCGCCUGUAUCGACACCUCCUGCGGAAGCUGCUGAAGUUGUUCCCACGACUCAUCCUUUUUCGUCUCCCCGAUUCAACACGAGCGAUGUUCCUUCCACCCAGCCUAAUACAAUGUCUCAUCCUUCUCAACCUCUACCAUCCUCGAUGAACCCACCUUCAUUUCCCCACCAACAACCUCCUAUUCAGUCGCCAGUCCGUCAACCAAAUCUGCAACAACCUUUCUCGAGGGAAUCAUCUCAAUACACUCCUCAACACUCAGGUUAUCAAAGAUCUUCAAGUCUUUCUAUCUCGCAGCCGGGCUCCCAACCACAAGCCCUGCCCUUUGGGAGUGGAGGCUUCCCUCAUGGAAUCAACUCACAGCAACAGCAGCAGCCGCCGCAGCCGCCACAGUCACAGUCGCAGCAGCAGCAACAGCAACAACAGAACUGGGGAGCUCCUCCACCGCAGCCUCACCAAUCUCCAGCUGUCCAUCGCAUGACCACACCUCAAUUCUCGCCCAGCUUAGCCCAAGGACAGAUCCCUUCGCCAUUACCCGGGGGACAACACGCUAGUCCAUCACCACAUCCGCAACAAAUGCAGCCACCACAGAUGCCAUUGCUCCAUCAUCAAGGGAGUUCUGGUGGAAUCGGAGGACAGCAGCUCUACGGGCCUGGAGCAGGAUUGCAGGCGAUGAAUGCCGCUGCAGGAUAUGGCGCUCUUGGGAUUGGCCAGAGAGGCAUUUAUCCCAUGGGCGGACAAAACCAGUUUAUGCAGCCCAAUCCUCAACAUGGACAAGGAUGGCCUGGACCUCAGAACCAGGGUCAGGGCGGUGGACAGUGGACACAAGGAUUCCAGUAG
This is a messenger RNA of Fonsecaea nubica, 2160 nucleotides long. RefSeq lists its product as hypothetical. Gene Ontology annotation, molecular function: chromatin DNA binding. Bases 1 to 2160 code for a protein of 719 amino acids. Gene Ontology annotation, cellular component: nucleus. The record is from RefSeq and is a predicted model, not a curated record. The transcript is spliced from 3 exons. Lineage: Eukaryota; Fungi; Ascomycota; Eurotiomycetes; Chaetothyriales; Herpotrichiellaceae.